GCAUGAAGCGCGCACGCGCAGGGUGGAAGUGAAGUGGACGGUGGACAGCAGCACUCUUCAAGCAAGACGGAAUACCCGGACAACAUUACUAACCCCCUGUAAAUUCCUACAAGGCUCUAAAGAAAUCCAAAACAUGACACACACACGUGUCUCAAAAGUAAACAGCUUUAUUUUUUAGUGUUUUAAAGUGGCUGUCAACUUACAAACCUAGCUUGUUAGCUGGAUGGCUAGUGAUAAUGAACUGUUAUGCAUUGUCGGACAAUCAGCUUGUGUUACUCCGGCUAAUGCUUCUCUACUCAUCUUGCUGUCACUGACGUGACUCCGUGUGCUGAUGACAUGAGAUGCCUGCAUAACUUUUUUUCCGUCGGAUAUUUAAUUUCCACAAAGACAACACAAUGGACAGCGAACGCAGCAACUGCAGGCCCCGGAUUGGAGACAAUAGCAAGCUAACUUAGCUAGCAGACUGUAGUGGCUGCUAAGCUUGCUAAAAGCGGUCCUGUCUGGUGCGUGUCUGGAGCUCCACUGACAACAUCUAGGUACGUCGCUUAGCUCAGCCUCUGGUCAGUUUGUUUUGGUCCUAUUUUUUUUCACGUGAUCCGGAGACGCUACGUGAUAAUGCAGUGCGCUGUAGUUCCCUUAAUUUGGAAGCAGAGCAAACUUUGUUUACUUAUUGUGGGUUCAACUCUAGCUAGCUGGACUGAUAACCAUUGAUACAAGGACAGAAAAAAAAGUUAUCCAAACUUAAGUAGAUGAAUAUGUUAAGCCUGGCUUAUAGUCAUUGUGACGAAUUCACGUGAGAUGCAUAAUGCAGUAGAUCAUCAUGCUCGAGUAAUAAUGGAGGCACCAACCCGGGGUCUCAGACAUGUAAUGCAUGAACGCCUCAUCUCCCAGCUGUUUAUCUUAGUUCUUGUGGUAGGGGAGAGUGGGGUAAGUUGAGUCAAAGUGUAAGUUUAGCCACCCCCUGUUGCGUGGAAACGGUAAAAGAAAUUGAUCAUGUGACCAAAUAUUUAGGAGAUGGGCAUCAAUUCAUGGAGUCUGUGAAUGUUAGAAGCACAUGGGUGAAGGGGUUAGACAUUUAUUUCCGAAAAACAUUUUUCCCUCUUGAAAGUGAAUUUAGUCUGUCAUAAGUUUGAUUAGAAUUGUGUUCAGACCAAAAAAGAUCAUUUUAAAUUUGUUUUAUACAUCAAUUGUGUUAUCUAUGAGCUACAACAAGAGGUCAAAAACCUAACAUAAAAUAAGAAUAAGAAGAACUUUAUUAAUCCCUGAAGGGAAAUUCAAUUGUCUGUUGUCUCACAUAAUAUUUCCAAUAACCCUAACCCUAAAAGUUAUCCAAUUUUUACAUAAGAGUUAUACAGUCUGAUGGCUGUUGGUACAAAAGAUGAAUCUUUCUGUCCCGCAGCGAAGAGAGAGGAGCCGUCCACCACCAUUUGCCCUUUGGUCCAUCAAGGUGUUGUGAAGUGGGUGAUCCAUGUUCUUGAGAAUAGUCUCCACCUUCCUCAGUGUAGAUCUCUCCACCACAUCUUCCACUGAGUCCAGCUUGAGUCCUACCACAGAGCCAGCCUUUUUCACCAGUUUGUUAAGACGUCUCGCAUCUUUGUGUUUGAUGCUGUGUGUUCAGACUGCAGCGUAGAACAGAACACUUGCCACCACAGACUGAAAACUGCAGCAACUUACUACAGAUGUCUAUUGAUGGGAGUCUUCUCAGGCAAAAAAAGUCCACCAAUAAAAGUCCACCAUUUUAGCUUAGAGGACUAAUAAAGUCAUAAUAGUAGUUCUGGGGUAAGUUAAACCAGUGGCUCAACUGAGAAAGUAAAGAAGUCUGAUGAGAGGAUCAGAGUUUCAGUUCAGAUAGUUGAAAUGUUUUACUUUUUCUUUUCAAAAAUACAGCUGUGAAUGUUCUGAAUCAUUUAAAGGCAUUCUCAUGUUAAAAUGUUUUUUUUUUUUUUUUUUUUUUUUUUUACAAAACAGCUUUUUAGCAGUUAUAUGUAAUAAUAAUAAAAAGAGUUAUUGUACCAGUUGAAUAGCAAAUAAUAGAUAAAAAACACAUUAAUGUGAAGAAGUGACUGUUAUUUAGGGAGAGAGAAGGUGAGGGAGGGCUGGGUUGGAGAGUGGGGGGGGGGGGGGGGGUAGUUGGGAGACGGCUCAACUUAUCCCGCUCCUAUGGUCAACUUAACCCAUACACGGGGACCACUUUCUUUGGCAUUGCUAUAUUGUCAAGACAGUUAUGUUUACACUCAUUCUGUUGGUUUAGUUAGAGACAAAACUGCGAUCGCCUUGAUGUAGUGAUCCAAAAUAUGAAAAAUGGCUCAUCUCACCCCACUCUCCCCCUACAAAUGUGUACUAAGCACUAUUGUUUGCCUUUUUCUCAUCAGAACCAUGUUGGAGUGGUGUUCAUAGCAUUAAAGCUCACCAUAGGGAACACCUGUAACCCAAUUGAGGUGCCUGGACCAGGGAUCAGGAGGAUAUGACCGACCAAAUCUCGGCAAUAUGUAGCACACCUUUGCUCCAUAACCAACACCAAACUCUGACUGACCAAGGCCCAGCAUCCCAGCAGACUAGAUCUGGCAUCAUGUCUUCACAGCCCAAAUGGAUGAAAAUCAGCACUGAAGAUACUGAUCUUAUCAUACCUGAGGACAGGCUUAGUAAUGGCACUUGUGAAGUUGAGACUAUAGUAGCAUUACACUGUCACGGUGACAGUGGAGAUGUUGCUGCUGAGGCUGACCCUGCACUUAGCAACGAUGGCAUGUCAGAGUUUUCCAACAGUGACCUCUCUCUGCCAGAAGUCUGCAUUUCUACCAACAGCAAUAGUUUUGAAGAUGACAUGAACUAUGAGGUCCAACAAGCUUAUCGGAUAUUCACUGGCAUUCUCUUGGACAAGCACAAAAGCAUCACCAGCCCAUUCCUCCAUCCCGUUGGCCACCAGGAGGCCCAGCAUGGUAUUGGAGGGGUCAGGGGCUGGGGUCAGGCACAGCUGAAGCAAUCAAUGUGCUUGCGGAAGAUGGAGGAGAAGUUUAUCAACCAAGAGUAUGACACCAUAACAGAGUUUGUUGCAGACUUCAGGCUGAUGUUGGAAAACUGUUAUCGCUACCAUGGGGUGGACCACUGGAUCUCCAAACAGGCUCAGAAGCUGGAAAUUAUGCUGGAGCAGAAGCUCACAUUAUUGUCCAGGUAAACAAUGCAAUUACAUACUAAAACAAAUUGCUCGGCUCAUUUAUAACACAGUUGCAUAGUUUUGGUAUCAUGUUAGAUAGCUAAUGAAGCUCAGAAGAUUUUGAAUUGAAUUGUUUGGAUUUCCAUACAGCACAUGCUAAUAGUCCACAGAACAUGAUUAUAGUUUUAUUAUUCUUAUCAGUACUUGUGAAAAUGACUGUAUGGGAUUCCUUUCCACAAUAUGCUGAAGAGAAACUACCCUUGAGUCACUGUAAAGUAUAUUUCUUUUUCCCCCAAACUAGGACACUGCGAGAGAAGACCACCCUGGCAGUGACUUCUAAAGGACGUUUCGGUGCAGAAGAAGAAAGAGGUUCAGGGGGUACUUCCACAAGGAGGAGACUGGCAUCUCGUAGCCUUGCUACUAUCACUGUAGGAGGGCAUGAGUCUAUCAUGGUUCAGACUCUAAGGCUAGAAGAACAGCUGAGGGUCAAGGAAGAGAAGAGGUGAGUUAAUGUUAAACUAAGCAUGACAACAUUUCCUGAAGUAAAUCGAUUUUUUAAAUGAAGACAAGAUUUUGUUUUUAAUUACUGAAACAGGAAACUUUCUACUAGUCUUGUAUGUGUAUUUUAUGACUUUUUAGGCAACGUGAACUUGAGAAGAAAGAAGCAGAGGAAAUGUCAGCCAAAGAAGUGGACGAGUGGGAGCAAAGUUUACUGUCACAAGCUUCCCUCCACUCUGUGGACACACUUUGGGAACUCCCUGCUAUUGGGCACUUCCUCUGCCUCGCUCAGACUGCCCUUAACCUCCCAGAGAUUGUAUUUUUUGAGCUUGAGCGUUGUUUGCUGAUGCCUCGCUGCAGUCUCCUCCUGUCCAAAAUCAUGUCUUCCCUACUGUCCCCACCCCAGCGGAGGGCAACCCUACACCGCCGGCCUGCCCUGCCUUACCGCCGCUGGGAAUCAGAGCUCAGGCAGCGGGUCAUGGGUUGGUAUGGAUCUGUUGGUGCCGCCCGUGAUCAGCCAGGUCGGGCGGAGCAACUAGGUCUCUGUCACCAGUUUUUCGAGGCACUUGGGGAGAUGAGUCCAUUGACAGAAAAACCCUUUCACUUGCUUCCCUUCUAUCAGCGAGUGUGGCUUCUGAAGGGGCUGUGUGAUCAUGUGUAUGAGACACAGAAAGAUGUGCAGGAUGCUGUGCUGUCACAGCCCAUUCAUGAAUGUAGGGAGUCUAUUUUGGGCUAUGACAGUAAGGAGAAUGCCUAUAUUCAUUUUCCACAUUUUUGUGGGGCAGACCUGAGGAUCUACUGCCAAAGCCCCAGCUCACCCCCAGCAUUCCCCUUCCCUCCUUUUUGGGUCAAAAGAGUUGAAAUGGAGCCAGUGACAGAAGGGGAAGAGUCUGAUGGAAUAAAGGAUGAAGUGCUUAAAAGUGAAAUGGGAUGUCGUGGGGACAAAAUGGACACAGGAGAGUAUGGUGAAUUUGGAAAUGGGAGAGCAGAAUCACUAGGGAGUGUCACAAGGGACGAGGAGGAAGUUAAAAAACGGUUCGGAUCUUGGUCACCCAAGGAGGAGGUUUCUGAUUCAGUGUCCUCUGAUGACGAAUCGAGUGAAGAUCCUAAAUUGGACUCAAACACUAACUCCUUAUCUCAGUUGCAUGAAACUCAUGCCAGAGGAAGUCGCAUGAAAAGGAAUUUAAAAGAAACUGUAGAGAUAGAGUAUCAAUCCAAGAGACUUAAAUUGGAGCGGGAGCAAGGCUUCACAUUGGACUCAGUGCGUACCAUUAAAGCAGAGACAAAAGAGCCCUGUCUGAGUGUUGGUGAACACUGUUACAUGGGCAGGUCACCUGCUCGAUCAGUGAACGUGGCCUUUACAAACAGACUAGUGGGGCUCAAAGUGGAGGGAGAAAGUCUCACUCAGGGACACCAAAGAACUACCCGUUUGGAAUGCUGUAAACGUGGGACAAGUGAUCUUAAAUCUGAGGAUUAUAACUGCUCUUGUGGCCCAUCAAGGCUAGGAGCACAGUUGUCAUCUGAAAGUGCUCAAAACUCAAGUGAAGAGAGGGUGAAUGACAAAAUCUGGACUAAGAAAAAAAAGCGAAAGAAAAAGCAAGGGAGAGAACAGCUGCCGAGGGUGAAAGGCGAGCACAAGCAGCUGCAGCUCAUGGACAGGAUGAGACUGUCCACAGCUGAGACUGCCGAGUCUUCACUGCAGAGAGUGGCCACAACAAUCAAGAGAAAGGAGAAGAAGAAAAAACAUAGAACAGGUAAGAAUAAAAUCAUCAUUAAUGUAAAUUCAGUGAUUUUCUUUUGGUAUUCUAUCAAGCUCACAAGCAAGUGGUGUAUACCUGACUAUUAUUCCAUGUGGGAUAUUUUCUGAAUUUUCUUUCUUAUUCUGUACUUUGUAUUGUAAAAAACUUAGAGGUUGAAUGGGGCUAUCUCAUAUCUUUUGACAGGUAAAAGGGUCUACACCUCUAAGAAAAUAAACAAUGAACCUUCAGUUGAACCAUCAUUUAAGGUAAACAAACUGUUGCUUGAACACUUUUUUUAAGGAGUUGAUUUGCAUUGUAUAUAGUAAAAGGUUUUUAUGUAAAUCUGUUGUUUACUCACGCCUCACUAUUUUUAGUUCCUCCUGUUUUUUUCUCUGUAUUGGAAUAGUUUACUGUUCCAUACAAAUAAAAAAUUAUUACUAAUUUCAUUAUCAUAUCUUUACUUUCUCACUGUGUAGCUGGUGUGCACCAGUCUUGAGGAGUUGCGAGAGUUGAUCAGCAAGACAGAAGAUGAGCUUGAUGAACUUGAGAGCACCAAAAAGAGAUUGGUAGGGUAUAACUGUGGCUCUGUGAAAAGGAUUUGCUCACAUGUACAGGAGCCUGCGGUAGGACUGGGCGAUUAUAUGAUCGUGAUAAAUUUCAGUUCGAUCACGGUGAUCAGCUGUGAGCUUAUUUACUUGAUCAAACAUGGCGAAAAUAUGCAUCACAGCAGCCAAUCAGAGUCGAGCUUUUCCUGCUCACUUCUGUAAGUUGCUUGACAAGUAAACAGUAACCAAACAUGGAGCUGAGGGAAGUAAAAUAGAUGUCAGCCAUGACUUUGAGUCAUACUCCAAAGAUGUUAUUGUUGAGAAGAAAAGUUAUUCAACGUCUUAUUUAGUAUUUAUUUUUUUAGUUUGAAGUACUGAUGCUUUAAAACUGGCAGUUUAAAAAAAAAUUGGGAUAAUAAUCGAGAUCGGACAAUGUGACAAAGUAUAUUGUGAUCAUCUUUUUGGCCAAAUCGCCCAGGCCUAGCCUGCUGUAUAAAAUGGUGUUAAAUACAAUGAGCUUACAGAGUUUGUUACAUUUUGAUGUUGACUAAAUUUCCGUUAAAUGUUUUAAUUGGCAGGGUCGAUGGUAUUACAAGAGAGAAGCAGUGAAAGACCUCCACAGCACUCUUAUCAGACUGCUGAAUGAGCUUUCUCCCUGGGAACCAAAACUUGUUAAGGCCUACCAAAGGAACAGGUACAGCUCAUUUAACACAGUACGGAUAAGUGGAUCAAUUAGUGGAUUAUUUCUGUUGAAGCUUUGUCUGGAUAAUUGUUAGUCUUGUGCUGCUGAUUGAAACAAAGUGAACAGGUCACAACUUUGUGUUUUUCUCUCUCUUUACACAAUCCGUGCUGGAUAAGAGACAAAUCUUUGAUUUUCCAUUUCUGUUCUUGCUUCUACACAAGGCUUCGUUUAAAAAAGGAAUUUGAUGACUUCAGGAGCCACCCUGAAUACAACAACUUUGUGCGUGAGGAGUGUAUUUCAUCAUCAUCAUCAGAUGAUGAAGAUGAGAAAGUUUUUGGGAAGGAGGCAUGUUUGCUUUCAGAUCAAUAUAGAAGAUCAGAAGAAGAGGACCUGGAACAUGUAGUUCCUAAGGGUCUUUGGAGUGGAGGUACAUAAUUUUUACUCUGUGAUCAUUUUCAUUUUAUUAUUCUAUUUUAAGUACAAAAUUGAUCAAGAUUUUGAUUUCUUAGGACGGAACAAUUAAUUAAUUCUUGGGUUAUCUUAUGUCCUAGAAGCAUUUAAAUAAUUAAGUUAAAUUCAGCACUUUGCUUUUUAAUCUGUAUGGAUGGGUGAAAAAUUGGUGCAACUUUGAAAGACAUUUGUUUGGUUUCUCCAGCAAGCACCAGGGAGUUUUUGGCUGAGUCUUCUGAAGAAAGAACAGUGACCCAUGCACAUCUGAACCACCUAAAACACCCUCUGGACAGUACACAGAAAGGCAUCGGUAUGCUGCCAAGAGUUCAGACUGGCAGCAGCAAUAGUUCAUUUACCCCUGACUCUGGGCCACUAUCCAGAUCUGAGCUGGCCCCAUCAAAUCAAUCAGGGGAUUCAGACGCAGCAUGGGUAGCAAGGCUGCCAGCCCAGGCCCCACUGUCAACUAGACCCCUUCAUCCUACCACUGGAUUACCUAAGGGCUACACGCCCAUCCCCACCCUGCUGGCGAAGAGUGUGGGGAACAAAGUGACCUUAAUGAAACGGCCUUCUGAUUGCCCAGGGGUCAACAUCAUGGACAGACAGAGAAAAGAAUCGUUGGUGUCUCUGCCUACCUCUACAGUGACAACCACAAAAUUAACGAAAGCACAAAGUUCCCCUCCCAGUUCCCCACAGAACUCAAAACAAACACAGGCACAAGGAUCACAGCAGACAGAAGUAGUUAAACACACAGGGAUUACCAAAGCGACAGCAGCUCUUCCGAAAUCUCCACAGGUCAAAACAUCCCAAACUGUACAAAAAAGUCCAGUCCAAGUGAUCUACAAGGUACCUGAGAGGCUUGGUCACAUUGUACAAACGGAGAGUAGCAACCCAGUCAAGAUCUCUGUUCAUCCUGUCAUGGACCAGAACACUGGGGAAAAGAUCAUGCAGCAAGUAGUAAUUCUACCCUCUAAUCUUCUUGUCAAAAACACUGAAGAUAAGGCACCGCCAUUAGAUCCAAAACAGUGUAAGGGCAUUCAGAUCCCAGUUUCUAAAGUGGCCAGCCCAUUAUGUUUAUCCACAAAUGUGCCUGGAUUCACCAUUCCUGAAAACAGAGUACCUGUUCAGCAAGUAGCUCCUCUAAAAGAUGCUAAGACAGCUGCAACUCUUUCUCCAUCUGUUUGCCCUCAUCUGCAACAGGGGGCCACAAACACAGCUGGGUCCAAGCAUGCACAAGUCUGCACUUCUCAAGGUAGCACGACACAAGUUAUUCCGCCAAAGCCCUCAAACAACAUAACUCCUUCAACUGCAGGUACCACAGAGCCUGCUAAAUCUGUGGUGCCCAAACAAGAGCUUAAGACUGUGUGUAUACGUGACUCCCAAUCCAUUUUGGUAACAACUAGAGGAGGUAACACUGGCAUUGUCAAAGUUCAGACGUCUUCAGACAAGAAUGUGCUUGGUUUUUCACCAUCCACUCCAGUCAUCACCAUCUCACCUCAGUUUAAAGCAUUUCUGGUAUCCAAAACAUCACAGACUCCUUCCUCACAGAUUUCCUCUUGCACCAUCCCAGCAGCGACAAGUGUUCCUUUGGGGCAACCUCAAGCGCAAGUACCCUCAGUGUUAAAGUCCCCUUCCAGUGUCACUGCUCCCAUGCUCCCAGCCACAACUGGUAGCCUUCCUGUUGCAGGUUCAAGAUGCCAGUCUUUAGGCACUACUGCAGCUUCAGUUCAAGGCUCUGUCACUGCAAUUGGUUCUCCAAUUGCAACAAAAAUAAGCCAGCAAGCACAGGUAGCUGCUGCUGAUUCUCAUUUUCAAGCCUCACUAGUGAAAAACACUGUUGUUGUCCCAUCACUGAGUAGUCCUGGUGUCCUCCAAGGUGUUAGCAAAGCUGGCAUGAAACGGCAAAGUGCAGAUAACAGAUCCCAAGUUACUAAAUUCAUCUUGGUUGGCACCUCUUCUUCCUCUGCGUCAAAUGUGGAAUCGUCCAAAGUUACACUCUCGUCUGCAAAACCAAUCCCUACUUCAAGAGUCAUGUUCAUCAGCCAGCCUGCAGUAACAUCAACCAUCACUCCAAUGGGAACCAAUCAAAAGCAGGCAACAGGGACUAGUGGACAGCUGCAGACCAUGUCUUCACCAAGUCACACUCUGAAAAUGGGAUUAAGUCCCCAACAGUCUGUCAGUGGAGUCAACCCUGAAGUCUUGUCAAAGGUCAAGAAUAUCACUUUGCCCUCAGGUGAGUUUGUUGGUGCCAUACUUACUUUAUGCCCUUGCUAGCUGUAUCGUGUGUCCAUGAAAUUGGUUAUAAUGGAGCAUUAUUUUUGCAACUGUAUUUUUUAUAUGAAUUUUAACCUUGAAUACUUUUCUCUGUCUCCCCAGGGGUUCAAAUCCAGUUGACAGGGAAGACAACAACCAUUGGGCAGACUAUUGGUGCACUGUCAUAUUCUCCCUCCAAGAGCAUACCAGUGUCUGUCUCAAUUCCAAGCUGUCCGACAGCCAACACAACCGCACUGACCCACAACCCUGUCAUAACCUCAAAAACCACCACAAGCUGUUCUGCCCAGCUUUCCUCUCACACUUCUCUGACCACCAGCUCAAAGCUCCAGGGUAUUUCAACCAUCCCUUUUAUCUCCAAGUCCAGCUCUUCCUUAUCCACAUCUGCUGCCACACCGACCACAGGAAAUGUGAUCAAGAAGGACAUUGGUGUGCAUCCAGGUAUACUGUCCAGCAACUCACCUGCUCAGGUAAUCACCACUGUGCAGGGUAGCCCAGCCCAAACCUCUAGUGUCAUCUGCCAGCCUUUAAAGCCCACAAGCGGUAUUGUUGAGGAAUCUCUCUCAUCUUCCUCUGAACUUGCUCUCAAUAAAAUCCCAGCUACCGUCCCUGGAGUAUCAUCAACCAAUACUCCAGUUACCACCCCUGCUACAGGCAUGAUCCAGCAGAGGAUAGUCAUCAACACUUCUACACCCCUUGCUGCAGGAACACAGAUUCUUCUUAACAAUGCACGUUUUGUUGUCCCUCCCCAGGGUUUGGGUCCAGGUAGCCAUGUACUUAUCAUCUCUAGCCCAUCCCAGCAACAAGUGCCUACUGCCAGUGCUGCCAGCACUGCAGCAUCAGUACCUCCCCAUGGGGUGAGUCAUGUCACUCUAGCCCCUCGAGCGUCAGUUUUACCACAAUCCCCAGCCGGGCUACCAAGUGUGCCAGCUGUCAGUGCUCCUUUUGUAGCAUCCACACCUGUGGUGCGUCCAUCAUUGCCAGCAACAGCUCCCAAUUUUAUCCCUGUCCAACCAAACAACCUGGGCUCAAUAUUACACAGUAAAACAAAUGUAGUGUCUGCAUUGCCUAGGUUGCCAGGUAGCUUUGCAUCACCUUCUGUUAGUACACCUACUCUGGUCUCAUCCCAGCCAAGGUUAGUUGGUGUACCAGCACUAGUUUCUUCUAGUGCCCCUGUUCUUGGCUCUACACUGGCUACAAUCAGAUUAGCCACUGGAACACCAAUGCGAGCUGAAUGUUCAUCCACCAUUGCGCCUACAGUAGCACCCACCUUGUCCAGGUUGCCAGCACCUCUUUCAUCCUUCUCUCUUUUACCCAAUCCGCCAGCUGUUCCCCUACCCAGCCCCAUCAUAACUGUACCUGCAACCAUCUCAUCAGCUGCCGGCACACCAGCUUUGCAUCCUUCUCUUCCUACCCAGCAGAUGGUUUCAGUGUCCAACCCGGGCCCAGGCAUACAGCCCCAACACACAGCAAUUAGAGGUCCAGCACAGUCAACCUCUGUGACCCACGCUAUGGUGAAUACAGGGCUGGGAAACUCACCUAUCAGAAAAACGGUACCUGCAGGAAUGCAACCAGUCCUCGCUGGCAUACGAACACAAGUGCUGCCGACAGUGGCCGUCCCACCAAUUGUAAGUGCAGUGUCAAGGAUGCAGACACUGCCUAUUGCCACAGUUCCACCAAUUGGAAGCACUGUCAGCACCUGCGAAACACUGCCUGUGGUGACUGCACCUGCUCUAAGCAGCACUGUUAUAAUCAGUCCAGCUCAAACAACCUCCACACUAAAGUCAAAUAACAGCCUCCACCCGCCUGUUAAUCAGACCAAUCAUGCACUUGGAAAGCACUCUCUGCAGACCUCAUCCUUUGGUAUGCAUACUAGUGUAUCAUCAAGACUACUUAUUAGUCCUGAUGGCGCUGUUUUGAGCACAGUUCAGGGCCAGGUCAAUACAGCAAAGCUGACCGCCUGCCCAAAACCACUGGAUACUGCAGUUGUUUCCCCCAACAGUUCUACUGGAGCACUACAUACACAUGAUUCCUCUGUACAAGCUUCACAGGCGACAGACAGAAAGUGCACUAAUUGAGAGAAACUGUGCCAGAUGUGUGAGGACUUGGACACCUCUUUUCCACUGUAUAGUCUUGGCAGGCAUAACUAUUGCUUGUAGCAAUCUUGGGGUAUGUUAAGAACUGCCUUCUGCUGUAGUUUGACUCAUAACUUGGAUUUAGGACAAAGUUGGUCCAACCCCUGGUUAGAUCUUCUCUUAGAUAAACUGUAUGCUCAAUCAGACAUACUUUAAAUGUAUACUCUGAUAGUUUUUUCUCAGUGAAAACUGUUGAGGUUGCUCUCAGAUGAAUGUUCUAUACUCUUGACUUUCCUUUUUUUACUUAAUGGCCAGUAAUGACAACUGUCAUAAAAUCAGUAGAACAGGAAUAGUGAAAAAAAACAUCAGAACUAAUUUCAAGCUUUUGUAAGACUUUUCAAUACUGGUAGAUACUGCUUCAAGAAGUAAACUUUGGAUACUUAAAAUUGAUACAACUUGCUCUGCUUUAUCUGUCAGAUUGAACAACACAACUGUCUGUAUUCAGAUUCUGUCAUGUGGUCUUUACUUCAACCAGUAACAGUUUCAAAACUACAAUUUACUUUUUAGAGUAUAAAUGAAUAGAAGAAUUUGUACUACAUGUUUGAGCCCAUAAAAGAUGUUUUGAAGUCACAUUUAUUUAUUUUUACCAUAUAGAUUUUUCAAAAGUAUUUACUAGGUACAUUUUCAUUGAACAAAUGUGGACAUUACUGCAUGGAAAUAAAUGAUGCGACUGUCCUCAACAAUUGUGUCUGAGCUGCUUCCUUAUACACAGACUCUAGUGAAAUCAUUUUAUUGCUUAGUGAAACACUCUACUACUGUAUAUACAUUGUGCUCAUUCAUUUGAAUAAUUUUACAAAGUGAGGGAUACAAUACUUUCUCUUACUGGUAUAUUAAGCUACAAAGCAUAAACAACCAUAAUGAAAGUGGCAUCAGAUUAUAUACCAUCAGAUAACAGAUGAAAUUUAGAGUUUGUUCUCCAGUAUCUUUUUCCAUCUUGAGACGCUUGUCUGCCUUCUGCAGAAGUCCUUCAGGGGGUGUAGGGAGGAGGCAGAGGUACUGAAGAAAUCUUUUCAUAGGCCGGAGGAGCAUUAGCAACCUGGGGAAUAAUGGAAGAAUACAAAAUAAACAUGAAAAUUUACAGAGAAAUUUACAUUGCCAUAAGUCUCCUAUGAGGAAUUUUCCAUUCGUGUGAGUCUUUGCAUCCCCUGUGGACAAAUAAGUCUUGGCUUAUCCUGUCCUAUGCACAGUUAAGUAAUGUCUCUUGACCAAACAGCUAUCCAGCUGACAGUAAAAUGCAUUAUAGUGUAUAUUUUACGCUAAAAAUGUUUAAAACAAGGCUACUUCUGCUGCUUCUACCGAUUUCAGACAUUAAAAAUGAGGAUAUAAAAAUCAUCAGUCUUGGUGCUGAUGGUCUUGUUUACUUGUGGAAAUUGUUAAAAGGCUUCGAUAUGAAUUUCAGUGUAUUUCACAAAUGCCAAAGAAUUCCUCACAAGAGCUCAAAGUACAGUCACAGAACUUCUCAUGUUACUACAGUGUGUUGCUUUGUAUAGAUAGGUUGUUAACAUAUCACCAAAUGUCUGUUUUACAACUCUGGUAUCUGCUCCAGUGAAGAAAAGAUGGGACUUGUUGAAGGACAAUCAGCUGCUGCAACGUCCUCUCAUAUGAGAGGGUGGUGAUCUGGUUCAUCUCCCUUGACUUUUCCCGCAGACUUGGAUACAAAAACCUCCCUUGGGAAUGAAACUUUUUCAAUACCCCCCCCCCCCUAGUCUGGUGACAAAAUAAUCUCUUCUUCAGGCACCCAUUACAUCAGCUUCACGUGCUCCACAAUGUGUUCCUAGCUGAGGGGCUUUGUACUAAGUACCCCCCUGUAAUGAACCUGAGAUUGUACAGACGUUGAGUCUGACCUCUUAUUGACUGGGGUAUAUCAAAUAUAAUAGACUGGAUUCAAAGAGGUAAGCAGAAACAAGUCCUUCCAGAGUCUUUAUCUUUUUCCUGAGACAAAAUACAGUUUUAGUUGCUGACAGGGAGAUAUGGUGGAAGACAAUCGGAUCCCUCACCGGAGGUUGAAAGCUGCCAAAGUUUGUUAAAGCCAUCUUGUUAUCCGCCGAUGGUCCUGCCUCCGAGAAUUGGCCUCCUGUGAAUCCUGGUGACCCUGAUCUAGGGGUCUUUGGAGAAAGAUAUGGAAAAACAGAUUUUCAUUAUAAACUUCUUUUUUUAAUGAAAGGGAUUUUGGUAAAACACUCACACCAGCAUUAUAAAGGAUACAAAAACAAAUCACUUUGAGUCUAGAAUAUAAAAGACAACCUGGAACAAUGACUGACUGUCUCACCCUGAUUAUUUUGUAUCCACUUCUCUUUUUAAAGUACCAGCAGCCCAGAAUGAGGAGAGCUGCAAUGAUGACCACCAGCAGAACUAUGCCCACUGCCCUGUGUUGAACAGCAAAAAUUCAUAAAAAGACAAAGAAAGUUCAGUUAUUGGCUGUAUCACUGCUUGUUGCAUAUGAGAAAUAUUUCAAAAUUUAAAAUACAAAACAAAAAUGUAACUUCAAAAGAUUGAUCCUGGAUUUUCAAAUGACACAGAUAUGCAUACUCUUCAGCUCUGACGUGUUCUCCUCGUCUGCUGCUGGCAAAAUAAAUGUUGAAGUCUCCACGAGGCAUCCCGUGUGUGUGAUUACACCGCAUGAAGCUGAAAGUCGAUAGAAAAUCACUUAAUCACUUAAUCACACUUACAGUGUAAUCGAAGCACAGUUUUGUAACACAGUGACUUUCUAAAACUCUUUCAUCUAAUUCCUAAGCCUUUUGAUCAUACAGCUGAAAUUUGAGGAGAAAAAAACUCUUAUGUUGAUGAAAAAAAUUAAUAUUUAUGUCUACCUAUCGGGUGUGAAACCUGCUGCUGUUUUAAAGAGCAGGGAAUCAAGAGCAACACUCUGCAUCAACUCCACAGCAGCUGGCCACCAAAUGCAGAAAAUAAUCAAACUGAACACUUAACUACCAUGAAACUUAGCAUUGUAAAAUUAAAUCGUCCUUUUAAAUCCAUUAUCAUUUGUUUUGUUCAGAAAGCCCAGAGUUACUUUGGCGGUUAGUGAAAAAUGUGCAAUUUGGUCAUGCACAGGGAAAUAUAUUUGCACAUAAAAAUUUGCACAUUUAACAGUUGUUUUUUUAAUUCUUUUUUCCAUUUGUCAAAACAAAAUUGUUAUGGCUGCUUCACUUGUCUCUUCUCUGGUGCCUCUUAAUUUCAUCCUCCUUUGUACUGGCUGGUGCUCAUAACUGGCUGAACAAUGUUAUAAAAAGUUUUAUUUCUCAACAAAAUCUGCAACAUCCAAGACAUGUACAGUACAGAGGUAUAAAAUAAGGUUGUUGUACAGACUAUAAAUCAAUAGGAACAUCAUCGAACAGCUCUGACUAGAUUGAUGAGCUCUCCUUGAUAUCAAUGUCAAAGCUAUAUAUUAAUGCUGGCAGUCGAGAGCAUCACCUGUUGCAAACUAACAUUUUUUACUAUGCAAAGCACUGCAGCAUCAGGCUAUAACAUACCAUUUAAAAUUCAGUUUACAGAGAUAUUCAGUAAAGGAGUUAGAGUUAACGUUUUGCACAAGGCUAAUUGUGUUAAAGUGUACACAUGCAACAAGAAGC
Molecule: messenger RNA, 15037 nt
Organism: Xyrichtys novacula (pearly razorfish)
Lineage: Eukaryota; Metazoa; Chordata; Actinopteri; Labriformes; Labridae
Source: the annotation of a GenBank genome assembly